Xyrauchen texanus (razorback sucker) is the source of this 2514-nucleotide messenger RNA. RefSeq names its product thrombopoietin receptor-like. The coding region runs from base 28 to 1890 and encodes 620 amino acids. The record is from RefSeq and is a predicted model, not a curated record. The transcript is spliced from 12 exons. Lineage: Eukaryota; Metazoa; Chordata; Actinopteri; Cypriniformes; Catostomidae. Gene Ontology annotation, molecular function: protein binding; cytokine receptor activity. Gene Ontology annotation, cellular component: external side of plasma membrane. Gene Ontology annotation, biological process: cytokine-mediated signaling pathway.
UUUGUGUAUAAACCAUCAGUGCAAAUAAUGGAUUCAAGGUUUUCCUGGUGGAUAUUUAUUUUCCAUCUGAUCCGCCAGGUGCAUUCAUUGCCUCAGAUAUCAAAGCAAGAUCUUGCUCUUUUGGCUACAGAUGAGAGCCCCAAAUGUUUCACCAGGAAUCUAGAAACCUUCACUUGUUUUUGGGAAGCACCUGUGGGAAAGUCAUAUUAUUUUAUCUACAGAUUUCAUGACUCAGAAGAAGAAAACAGGUGUAAUGUGACACAACAGACUUUUGAGGAGGAGGAGGAGAAGAAGGUCUUACAUAUUUGCGCCUUCCCAUCCAGUGAUGUUUUUCUGUUCAUCGAGACAGAGCUCAGGGUGGUAGACAUGGACACCAACACCACUGUCUACAGCCGGAAUGUCAGUGUGGAGGACCAGCAUAUACUGUAUCCUCCAUCAAAUAUAUCCCUUCAUCCGACUGGUGAGGUGGGACAAAUGUUAGUUGAAUGGACUAAUGUGGACAAAACAGAGUAUGAAAUUCUUUACAACUCCAAACACAAAAAAAGCACAAUUAAAAGGGUGACAGGACCUACCUAUAAGCUCACCUCUCUGGCUGCAGGAGAGAACUGUACACUGCAGAUGAGAGCUAGACCUGGUGGCAGUGCUUCAAAUAGGCUUUGGAGUGAGUGGUCAAGUCCUGUAACAGCUAUGGUGCCACAAUCUGCAGAUGAAAUGGACUUGCGUUGCCGCACUCAUGAUCUGUAUGAUGUAUUAUGCAAAUGGCGUGAAAAAUUAUUGGAUGGUGGCAGAUAUAACCUACAUUACAGGCAAACAAACAGAAGUUUAUGGAGCAGUUGGAAGUUGUGUUCCAAAGUCAACGACUCUGUGAAUCAGUGUGUCCUGUAUGGGGAGGAGUCCACUGUCUUUCAGGUUUAUCUCAGCACUGGCAAGGAACCAUUCAGUCGAACAUUUUACAUGAAGACUUUCAGUAUGAACAGCAGCAUCCAAACAGAGCCUCCAAGAGGGCUGCAGGAACAGACAGAAGCCAGGAGGCUCUGUUUAAGCUGGGAUCCACCUCUUUUGAUGAUCUCUCAGUAUCUAAUGUACCAAGUCCAAUAUCAGCUCCAAGGAGAAAAUGAGUGGAAGCUUUUCACAGUACCCAGUUCCAAGAGUAGCACUUGUCUGGAUGUGCAACUGGCAGGCCAAUACAGCAUCCAGGUCAGAGCACAACCUGAUGGAUCAAUCUACAGUGGAUACUGGAGUGACUGGUCAAAACCACUCACUGCCCACUUACCUUCAGGCAAAGAAUGGAUCUUUAUUGUCUGCAUACCAGUAGCUUUACUGAUCAUUGCCUUAGCAAUCAGAUUUUUCUUCUCUAGAUACUUCAGUAAGGUCAAGAAGUCUCUGUGGCCAUCAGUCCCAAACCUAAACAAGGUGCUGGAGAGUUUUCUGGCAGAUAUCAGCAGAUCAAACUGGGAGCCAACCUUCAUUGUCAAGCAAUGCAAUGAUGAUGCUGCCACAUCAGUGUUGGAGAUCCUGUCUGAAAGUAAGGCUGCAGUUACAGAAAAACCCUGUAAGGUGGCUACCUGUCUCUCUCAAACUGAACGAGGCAUCCUGGCUGGUGAAAAGAAUGAGGAAGAUUUUGGGGAGGGUUUGGAGAUUGCUCAAGGUUAUGUCAUUCUGAACACCAAUGACAUAAUCCCAUGCUUCACAGGGAAUGACUAUGUGUACAAGGAUGUUAAUUUAUCUCACCUAGCCAUCAAAAAAAUAUCCUCUUACCCCGAUACCUUUUCUACCACCUUCCCAGAAAGCACCACCAAUAUUCUCAACCAUUCCUAUCUCGUUCUGGCAGAACAAUCUGAGCUUCAAGAGUAUAACUCAGCAUGUUGCUAUACAAACAUACAGCUAUAGUCAUGAAGUUUUAAUUUGUGAUAAAGUCUUAAGCUUAUUCACAUUUAAACAAUAAGAGAUUUCAAAAGGACAUUUGUUAAAUGCAAUGAAUUUAGGAACAUCAAUAAAAGCAAUCAAUUUACUUUCAUCAUAUGAAUUAUAUGGGGAGGGGGGGCUGAAAACCUAACCACCCCCAAUAAUGAAAACAAACAAGCCCCCCAAUAUUUAUUCCAUGAUCAAUGUAAACAUGUAAAUACUUCACACUGCAAAUCCCUAAUUUUCAAGCCAUAUCUUCGCCCUUGCUUAUGCACUUCCAUAUUCUCAUGAUGGGGACCAAGUAAAUACAAUUUGUAUAUUGCCGUAUAAAGUAACCAAUUUACUAUGACCCUACUUCAGCAAUUAUGCUUGUAUAUUUGUAAUAUUUUGUUUGUAAGAAUACUUAAUCUUUUAAUGAACAUAACAAAAGAACCGAAAUCUCAACUGGAGGCAAUCAAUUGCUUUAUUGUGUGUGUACAUAAAAUAUAUAUAUAUAUAAAAAAAAUGAUUUUUGAUGAAAUUUAUAGUACAUUGUAUGAAAAUGUAAAUGACAAUCAUUAAAUAAUAAACAGGAAAUGUAUGAGCAUCUUGCUAUCCCAUAAUAAAAUG